AUGUCAUCUCAAAAAGAGCCAUAUCUUGAUGAUUUGCGAAUUGUAUUUCAACCAGCAUUCAUCCUUACAGAUCCGACAAUGAAUACUGCCGAAGUGCAGUAUUUUCAUUGCAGGAUCCCAAAAACUAGAUUAAUAGAUACAAAAAUUAACCAAGUUGAACCUUCAAUUGCACCACUUCCAAAUGAAAAUUACAAACAAAAAGCAAAAAAUGUUGAAUCAAGCUCAAUUCAGCCUUCAAAUGUAAUAAAAGAAAAAUUAGAGCAACCACCUGCAGAAACACCUCCACAAUCUCCUGUACAACCAGCAGAAAUGCAAACUCCAUCUCAAGAAUCCCCAAAUCAAAAACAAAAUUUAUCACCUCAGGCAAGAAAGCGAAUCCAGCAACUCUUAAAGAAUCAAAACGUUCAAGAGCAAUCACAAGAUCAAGAACAAGAUAAUGAGCCUGCUCCGAAAUCUCCUCCACCACGAAACAAAAUUUCGAGAAGAUCUGGUUAUAAUUUUGAAGAAACAGAUUCGCCACUAUCAAUGUCUGAAUAUUGGACAAUAUCUCUCAAAUCCCAAGAAAAUGUUCGGUUUAUUUUCUACAAAAAUGAAAACGAACUUGGAUUUGUCAAUCCAUCUACUAAGCAGAUACAGAUUAAAGGAAUUAUUAGUUCGAAUCAUGUUUCUGUAAUGUUAGGCGGUCAGAGAGUUGCGGAAAUACGUCAACAAGAUGAUAAUACAUUUUACAUUUACAAUUGUGAAGAAAAACCUUACUUCGAAUACUGUGCUAUGAAGUUAAACCAGUCAUUUGUAUCCGAAGGAGGUCCAUUGCUCUUUGAAUUAUACAUUCCUGCCCUUAAAAAACGUCCAGAAGGUCAAAGAUAUGUUUCAAUCGAAGCUUCUGAGACUUCCGGUCUUAUUGCAAGGGUUGAACAAAAGGCAAAGGAAGCAAUUGUCAUGAAAACAAGGAUGCCACAGAAUACCGGAAAUUCUUUCGAUCUUUCCUUCGAAAAUAUCUUCAAAAAACCUGAUUUCCACAAUUUCAUCAUUUAUCACGAUUCUAACCCGAAAAGAAUCGUUUCUACGCUCGGAUUAUUGGAUGGCGGACUAUAUAGAGCAACUGUUACAUACCCUAUGUGUCCACUGCAGAGUUUCUUCGCUUGUUGUGGUUCUUUUAUUACUCAAAAAUAA
Messenger RNA from Trichomonas vaginalis G3, 1173 nucleotides. Its product is annotated as tubby protein, chain A domain-containing protein. Lineage: Eukaryota; Parabasalia; Trichomonadida; Trichomonadidae. The record is from RefSeq and is a predicted model, not a curated record. The transcript has a single exon. Bases 1 to 1173 code for a protein of 390 amino acids.